Letharia lupina is the source of this 945-nucleotide messenger RNA. RefSeq lists its product as uncharacterized. Gene Ontology annotation, molecular function: isomerase activity; carbohydrate binding. The record is from RefSeq and is a predicted model, not a curated record. Lineage: Eukaryota; Fungi; Ascomycota; Lecanoromycetes; Lecanorales; Parmeliaceae. The transcript is spliced from 3 exons. Gene Ontology annotation, biological process: carbohydrate metabolic process. Bases 1 to 945 code for a protein of 314 amino acids.
AUGGAACGCUCUAACAAACCCUCCGCUAUCCCAGUCUCUCCCACAAUACCUACCCCGCAGGUCUCCAUCUCAGAAGACAACUCUAGGGUCACUGCAAGCUUGCCCACCGGCGAGUCUGUCGAGGUCCUCCUCUUUGGCGCUACUGUCCUCUCGUGGAAGACUGCAAAAGGCAAGGAGAACUUGUUCGUCAGCUCCAAAGCCCACCUUGAUGGCUCAAAAGCUGUGAGGGGUGGUAUUCCUCUGGUCUUUCCUAACUUCGGUCCAUCUUCCAAUAAAGCAACUGAGGGUCUCCCUCAACAUGGCUUUGCUCGCACAAGCAAAUGGGAAUACCUUGGAAAAUCUUCUUCUGAAUCCUCAACACUUCCCAACAGCAGCGGAGACUCCUCAGUGAAACUGGACUUUGGACUUUCGAAUACCAUGUUGGACAAAAUCCCGUCGGAGUGGAAGGACUACCAAUUCGGUAUCACCUACUCAGUAACAUUGGGCAGGGAUGAUCUGGAGACCAGUCUUGCGAUAAGAAACACCGGAGAGAAAGACUUCGAGUUUCAGACGCUGUUACAUAGCUAUUGGGCAAUUGAUAACAUCUCGAAUGUUUCAGUCUCCGGGCUCGAAAAGGUCUCCUUCGCAGACAAAGUAGGCGGCGGAAACAAGGAAGAGUCAGGAGCCAUCACUGUCUCUUCUGAGGUCGAUCGCGUCUACCACGUGGACCCAUCUCAAGAGAUCGCCAUCAUUGAGAAGGAUAAGCCUCGGUUCGAGUUUACCCGGGAUAUGUUGCCUGAUGUUGUAGUGUGGAACCCAUGGAUCGAAAAAUCGAAGACGAUGUCGGACUUGGCGCCUGAGGAUGCAUACAAGAGAUUCAUAUGUGUGGAGACUGGAAGUGUCAGCUGGAACACCCUGGAGGCAGGAGAUACUUGGGAGGGCGGGCAGAGGAUCAAGGCUCUUUGA